Molecule: messenger RNA, 468 nt
Organism: Austrofundulus limnaeus
Lineage: Eukaryota; Metazoa; Chordata; Actinopteri; Cyprinodontiformes; Rivulidae
Product: cysteine-rich and transmembrane domain-containing protein 1
Cellular component (GO): extracellular exosome
Source: RefSeq, a predicted model, not a curated record
UACCGUUCACUCCACUGGACUUUGGAGAUACAGAGGGUGGUCGCUCAUUGCGUUGUAGRGAAACAAGAAAAUAAAACAUCGAAAGGUGGAAGCUCGUAGUGAAGUUGGCACUGCUGCGACUGGAAACGCGUUGGACGUCUGUUUGUUUUAAGUGACCCUUCAACCAAGAGAUGAAUUUCGAACAGCCCCCUCCAUACCCAGGCAAUGCCCCAACAGCUCCAGGCUACCCGGCUCAGGGCCCACCUCCCCAAGGCUACCCGCCUCAAGGCUAUCCUCCCCAGGGCUAUCCUGUGAACAUGGAGCAACCCAAUCCAGCAUACCCUAACUACCCUCCUGGACCAAUGGGACCCGGAGGUCCUUAUCCUGGUCCUGGACAGCCUCCWUAUGGAUAUCCUGGUCAACCACAGUACGCCUGGCAGGGCGGACCCCCUCCUGGGCCUAUGUAUGGAGAAGCACCAAAAAACACAG